Messenger RNA from Cuscuta epithymum, 1643 nucleotides. Lineage: Eukaryota; Viridiplantae; Streptophyta; Magnoliopsida; Solanales; Convolvulaceae. The record is from the annotation of a GenBank genome assembly.
GGGAAGAGAGAGUAUACAAAAAGAACCACACCCUAAAUAAAUACAGGUUAAUGCCUUUGUGUGGCAAGCGUUGAGAAAAAGUCACCCCCCAAUUUCUUUUAGCCUAGUCAACUUCAGGACCAGCGUUCCGCAAGAGGAGAUGGCGGCGGCGGCGGCAGCGGCGGCGGCAGCGGCAGCGGCAACACCAGUUGCAGAAGAGGGACAAGUUAUCAGCUGCCACAACAAGGAUCACAUGAUCGAAAACAUCAAGAAGGGCACAGAGAGCAACAAACUGGUAUAUUCUCUUCAUCGAAUUAGGUUUUGAAAUUGUAAUUUUGUUCUUAGAUUUUGAGUCAACUUGUUUCACUAGAAGAGAAUUAACAGGUAUGCCAUAUGCUAGGCUGGGUAGCGUGCUUUUGCUUCACUUUGUGACGAAUCAAUUCAAUGCCAUUUGUGCAAUUUCUAGGCUGUAUCUGUAAUCAUCGGCUUGAUCUCAGUCCUAAUUGCAGAAAAGUGCAAACCUUUUGGAAAAUAUUGCAAAAGGUCGCGAGUCUUUCCUUCGAAGCAUCUAUAAAAGAAGCGAGAAGUUAGGUCUAAUAGAAUAAAUGAACAUUUAUAACUAAAUCGUUAACUCCAUGCCAUUGUGCUCCAAUUCCUUAUAACUACUCCGUAAAAUUUUUGGACUUAACUAUAUAGCAACAAUGCAUAGUGAGGAGCUUUGUGAUACUCAAUAGAAACGGGUUGGGAUACAGAUACCAAAACCUUGUGAUAUGUAUAUGUAAAGAAAGGUUCAUCUAAUUUACCUGGACAAGUUGAUACUUGCAUUUCUGUAUUUAUACAAGUAAACUUUGUUAUCUGAAAUGCUGAGUUACUGUCCUAGAGAUUGUGAUACCUCAUAAGCAAUUUUGGGAUAUCUUGAGCAUUAAGUCUUUCGUGGAGUCAUGGGUGUAGCUCACAUUCGAACAAGAAUUCGGGCUGCAGUUUUGUUUUCUUUUUUAAUGCCAGUGGUAAAAAUGUGGGGGAUGAACAGCACCAAGUAUUUCUCUGUAAUUUUUCUGGUGGUGAUAGAUUUUACGGCAUCUUGGUGCCCGCCUUGUCGCUUCAUUGCACCAAUACUAGCCGAACAUGCAAAGCAGAUGCUUCAUGUGAUAUUCCUCAAGGUGGAUGUGGAUGAGCUUAAGGAAGCUGCUGAACUAUACUCUGUUGAGGCCAUGCCAACUCUUGUUUUCCUAGUAGGUGGAGUGGAGGUGCAUAGGAUUGUGGGUGCUAACAAAGAUGAGCUAAAAAAUGCAUUAGAUAAGCACGCUGUACAAGCUUCUCCUUGAGGGCCUAAUAUCAUAUAGCUUACUGUCCAAUUGAAGAACAAAUAUGAUCCCUUGACUUUCUGCUUCAUUCUAUCUUAAUGUUUUUAUGAAGUACUCCAUGAUAAUAAUGAUUACCACACCUGGUUUUCAUAGUUAAGUUUGAAUGCUUUCAUGUUAUGUGGCUUCCAAUAUUGCUGCAUCACUGUAUCAAGUCAUGCUAAGCUUCUGUUUUGAUGAUUUGGAUUUAAGAUGCAAUUGCUCUCAUUUUACUUAUUCUUUAUGGUUCUGUGGAUGUUUGCAUUAUUGUUGACUUGUUGUUUGGUUGUUCCCAUAAAUCUAUAAUGCUAUAUUAUAUGCUGU